Molecule: messenger RNA, 2450 nt
Organism: Hippoglossus stenolepis (Pacific halibut)
Lineage: Eukaryota; Metazoa; Chordata; Actinopteri; Pleuronectiformes; Pleuronectidae
Gene: tfap2b
Product: transcription factor AP-2 beta
Exons: 7
Coding region: 377-1687 (436 amino acids)
Biological process (GO): regulation of transcription by RNA polymerase II; regulation of cell population proliferation; anatomical structure development
Cellular component (GO): nucleus
Molecular function (GO): RNA polymerase II transcription regulatory region sequence-specific DNA binding; DNA-binding transcription factor activity, RNA polymerase II-specific
Source: RefSeq, a predicted model, not a curated record
CUAUCUCCUGCUGCUCGUCGCGUCGUCUCGGCUCUCCACGGAAUUUAAACGUCACUCACGGUUGCGCGAGAGGCUUCACGCUCCAUGUGUCGCCAGUCCCCUGCCUCGCGCACAUUAAUAUUCCUGUAAGUCCCAGUCAUGAAUAACAAUUACAGCAUCUACCGGGGGUAGAGGCGGGAGCUCGGUGCUCACAGUCAGAGCGGCGGCAGCUCCGGGCGGAGGAAGGUUCAGUGAGGAUCUGUGGAGCAUCAGGCCGAGCACUGCACACACACACGCUGCUUUACCCGGGGAUGAGUCUGACUGUCUCGGCCCAAACACCGACUUCAGCCCGCUGCAGUUUUACCGUGAGCCCGCUUCAGCACCAGAGGUUUUACAGAUGUUAGUUCACUCCUACUCCACCGCGGACCGGCAUGACGGUGUCUCGAGCCACAGCUCGCGCCUGUCCCAGCUGGGCUCGGUGUCGCACGGGGGACCGUACUCCAGCGCGCCGCCGCUGUCUCAUGCACCCACGUCGGACUUCCAGCCUCCGUACUUCCCGCCGCCGUAUCAGCCGCUCGCUCACUACCAGAGCCAGGACCCGUACUCCCACGUGAGCGACCCGUACUCCCUGAACUCCCUGCACCAGAGCCAGCAGGGCGCAUGGGGCGCGCGGCAGCGGCAGGACGCCGCCGGGGACCGGAUGGACAGCUCGGCUCUGCUGGCCCAGCCGCGGGCCUCGCUGCAGCUGUCCGGGCUGGACCCACGGCGGGACUACGGGGUGCGGCGGCCGGACGUGCUGCUGCACUCCGCGCACCCGGGACUGGAUCCCGGUAUGGGGGACGGACUGCUGCACGGGCUGCACGGCAUGGAGGAUAUUCAGACUAUUGAAGACAACAACGGGACGAACAUCCUGGAUCAGUCAGUAAUUAAAAAAGUCCCCAUGCCACUGAAGAACAUGGGCUCCCUGAUGCUGGGUAAGGACGGCCUGAUGGGGGGAGUGACUGUCAACAUUAACGAGGUGUUCUGCUCGGUACCGGGCCGCCUGUCGCUGCUCAGCUCCACCUCCAAGUACAAAGUGACCGUAGGGGAGGUGCAGAGGAGGCUGUCCCCGCCCGAGUGCCUCAACGCCUCCCUGUUGGGGGGCGUGCUGAGAAGAGCAAAGUCCAAAAACGGUGGGAAAUGUCUGAGGGAAAAGCUGGAGAAGAUUGGACUGAAUUUACCUGCUGGAAGACGCAAAGCUGCCAACGUCACAUUACUAACGUCUCUUGUAGAAGGUGAGGCGGUGCACCUCGCCCGGGAUUUCGGUUACAUCUGCGAGACGGAGUUUCCCACCAAAGCCGUGAGCGAGUACCUCAACCGGCAGCACGCGGACCCCAACGAGCUGCACACGCGGAAAAACAUGCUGCUGGCGACAAAACAGCUGUGUAAGGAGUUCACAGACCUGCUGGCCCAGGACAGGACUCCCCUGGGCAACUCCCGGCCCUCGCCCAUCCUGGAGCCCGGCAUCCAGAGCUGCCUCUCCCACUUCUCCUUCAUCACGCACGGCUUUGGCUCACCCGCCCUCUGCGCCGCGCUCACCACCCUCCAGAACUACCUCAACGAGGCUCUCAAAGGACUCGACAAGAUGUUUCUCAACAACCCUUCCAACAACCGGCACGGGGACGCCGGCAACAAGGCCGGCGACAAAGAGGAGAAGCAGCGGAAAUGAAGCAGGGGAAGAAGGGGAGCAAUGAUGGAGAGCCGAGCGGGAGGCGGCCACACACACAGUGGCGUUUCACCGUUACUUCUAGCUUUACACCACUGCGACUGACCUGCCACACACAGGGACUGAGGAGGAGGAGGAGGAGGAGGAAGGCUAGGUAGAGAGAAAAAGGCAGAGGAAGACACCCGUGGGCCAGUGUCAGAGAGCACAGAGGGAUUUUUCAUCUGUGUUACGUUCUUUUCAUCCCCCUGAGGACAUGGUGGUUACUGUGUUACAUCCAUUUUGCUCCCCCUGCCUGCAUCCUGUGAGACUGAGAUGCUGUGAGCAGCCAACAAACAACAUUGUGUGCAUGUGUGCCUGAAUGUGUGUGUGUGCGUUUGUGAGUGUGUGUGUGGUGUGUGUGUCUGUGUUUGUCCUCACACACAAAAAGCAUUGUGGGAGAAUCGGGUUGUGAGCAUCCUAUCUGUGAAACAGAUUUGUCUGGUUAUUUAACACGAGCACGCGGAGGGAGGGUGUUAAUUUAUGUGUGUAAAUAUUUAUUUAUAUUAAUUUAAAAUGAACGGUUGUGUAAAUAGGUUCACCAGCUAUUUUGGAGUAGGCCUAUUUAUCUGUGAUUCGACCUUUGUGAGCCGGCGGCGGGACUCAUCCAGUGUUUUUCUGUUCUUAUAGAGCUGUUGUCAUGGUGCUGAUGAUGGGUAGACAUGCUUCUAAUUGUCCAGUGAUUUCAUUUCUAUCACACUGAUAAUAAACCAUGUGUUUUAUUACGCGA